UUGAUCCCCUGGGAGCAGAUGGUGAAUGGUGGCUUACCUAGAUGCUUUGGAUCCAAGGAGCUAACAGAGGAGCAUGUCCAUGUUGCAACAGGUGACACCGAUUUUGAAGAGGGCUGUGAAACGAGGCUGAUGAGAUAAAACUGCAGGGAGGCAGACUGAAGCCAGACGAGACAGGAUGUUGCUGAGCGGUGUUGCUGCUGCUGUUCUGGUGCUCUGUGUGCAGCACCUGCAUGGCUCUGCUCUCACUGCUGUAUCCUCCUACGAGUUCACCGCCUAUAGGAUGCAACAGUACAAUUUGGGACAGCAAAAGCAUGGUUGCCGGGGAGCUAUUGUUGUGGCGGAGGCACGCUCAGCUGAUGAGCUGUCACUGACCCGCCGCUGUGUGGUCAUGAAGGUACAGGACUUUACUACAGAGAAAUAUCUGGAGGCCCAGGAGCAAAACGCCGCUGCUAUAUUGAUCCUGCUGCCAAAAAAUAUCUCCAGCAUCCCUCCGGACACCACACAGGCCUUUAUGCAGAGUGAGAGUGAGGCUCUGCAGGGGGAAAGCCUCAUUCCAGUGUAUGUUACACCUGAGGAUGAGCAGCUGCUUUACAUGUAUGAGGAGGUCAAGCAGGCUGCAGCCACACGGACCUCGUCCAUAUUUGUCAGAGUUCUCCGGAGUAUGGUCACAGCCACAGCGUUUCAGAUCCUAGUGAGCAGCAAUACACCCAUUAAGGCUGUUGGCGAUAAUGUUAUAGUCACACUGGAAGGUGUGCUUCCCGGAGGAGGAGAGGAUUCACCCACCAUAGUCAUCACCGCCCACUAUGACUCCUAUGGGCUGGCCCCAUGGCUGUCAUACGGAGCAGACUCCAACGGUAGUGGAGUGACCAUCCUGCUGGAGCUGGCACGUCUCUUCCAAAAACUUUAUAGUAACUCCAGCACUAGACCACGAUAUAAUCUAAUGUUUUCCUUGACUGGAGGAGGAAAAUACAACUUCCUGGGAACAAAGAGAUGGAUUGAAGAGAACCUGGACCAUGCUGAGUCCAGCCUGCUCCAUGACAGUGUGGCAUUUGUUCUGUGUUUGGAUACGCUGGCCAAGGGUGAUGAACUGUACGCACAUGUGUCCCGCCCUCCUAAGCCUGACACUCCUGUGCAUGCCUUCAUUCGACAGCUAGAGGAGGUGAUCUCCUCCCGAUUUUCCUGGGUGAAGGUGGGAGUGGUUCACAAGAAGAUCAAUCUUGUAGAGUCUACAGUAGCCUGGGAGCAUGAGCGCUACGGUUUACGGAGGCUCCAGGGAUUCACUCUGUCUCAUUUGGAAGACCCCAAAUCUGAGUUGCGUGGGUCUGUACUGGACACAAUGUCACAGGUGGAUUUUCGGAAACUUAAGCGCAACGGCAUCAUUAUAGCUGAAACACUGGCACGGUACAUGUACAAUCUCUCUGACAAGGGUUCACCAAAGGAUAUGCAGAUAUUCAAGGGCCAUCUGGAUUUCCAGGACAGUCGUAUGUCUAAUCUGAUGUCCUUCUUGACGUCAGUCCCUCGGGCCACCCAGCUCCUGGAUAAGGAGAGCAGUCAAAUCUUGCUGGUCAAUUCUCUGGAGCACGAGUUCAAACGUUAUCUACAGCAAGUCCACAGACACACCUUCAGACAGGACAAGAGGGACCCUGAUAUCACCUUUUUUGAUCAAAUGAACCAACCAGUAGUGAUGUACAGGGUGAAACCAGCAGCCUUUGAUCUGUUCCUGGGUGGCUGCAUCGCUGCAUAUUUGGGGAUUGUUUAUUACAUAAUCCAGAAUUUUGGAUUUCUUUACACAAAAAUUAAGGCAGCAGUUAAAUCCAAGCAGCAGUAAAAUCUGUAAGACUGUGAAUGCGGAGGCUGUGACAAGGGCUUUAAAGUCUACUCUGCACAUCUUGGACCUAUGCACCACUGAAAGUGCAGAACAUAGAAGCUGUUCUACAGGAGUCUUCUCAGAAUGAGCACAUGCAUAUCCUGUGAAGUUUGCAUUUGCUUUGCCAUGUAAAAGCUUUUUAUAGAUGUCUGUACCUUUGGUCUUAUACUAUACAAAAAACUCUUUUAACACUUUGAACACACUUUGUUUGGAUUCAAGAUUGCAAUAAAAGGAUUUUUUAAUCAUUUCUAAUGAA
Molecule: messenger RNA, 2123 nt
Organism: Menidia menidia (Atlantic silverside)
Lineage: Eukaryota; Metazoa; Chordata; Actinopteri; Atheriniformes; Atherinopsidae
Source: the annotation of a GenBank genome assembly